Arabidopsis thaliana (thale cress) is the source of this 696-nucleotide messenger RNA. RefSeq names its product F-box/RNI superfamily protein. Lineage: Eukaryota; Viridiplantae; Streptophyta; Magnoliopsida; Brassicales; Brassicaceae. The coding region runs from base 178 to 507 and encodes 109 amino acids. The transcript is spliced from 2 exons. The record is from RefSeq and is marked reviewed.
CAUCAUUCUUUCCAUCCCAAAUUCUUUAUCUUAUUUUAAUUUUGUUGAAAUUCCAUUCACAUUUUAUGAUGUCUCAUGUAUAUAUAUGCAACUCUCUCAACAAACACAUAAUAUAAAUAUAUUUACCUACAUCAGAUUCUUCAUACACAUUGUAAUCAAUAGACCAUAGAGAUUUACAUGGCGACUUCUACCUUCUCUUCUCGUGGGGCACAAACCAUGAACACCAUGUUCGUCAAGCCGAUGCUUAGGAAAUCAAUUCACAAGAAGAGUGCCUCGCAUGAUAUAGUGAGGGAUACGGUGAAGACUGAGGGCUCUAGCUCCGGAGAGGAGGUGAAGACGAUGAGAGGCUUCUACGGCGCCGGAGAAACGUCGUCGCCGGCGAGUAGUUGGGUGCCACAUGAAGGUACGGGAAUAUACUAUCCAAAGGGACAAGAGAAAGUGAUGCAAGAUGUGCCUCCUCCUCCAGCUGGCAGCCACGCGGACGAGCUCGUUAAUUGGUUCUCUUGAUCCAUUAGUCUCGAGUGACUCUCUUCUCAUCUCGAUCUCGUCGAAGACUCGAAGUCUCUAUAUUAUUGUCUAUUGUUCUAAUGGGAAACCAUAAAAUAUAUGUGUAAUUAAGUGGAAAUAUAUUGUCAUAUAACCAAUGAUAAUGAAUAAUUAAUGAUGAUUACAAAAUGAGUUACGUACCAAACUACC